UGCACACAGCCCGUGGCAGAUCCGCUCUCUUUCGAUUUCAUUUCCCGGAAGGAUUCUUAAUAUUGCAGCGAUUCGCAUAAGAAAAGACAAACUCUGCUGUGCGAGACUACGACUUUACACGACUACACAUGCUGUAUUUGGUGUAUACAUCGAUCAGCUAUUGAUACAGUAAUCAGGUAUUAAUAUCUGUAGCGAAUAUUUAUGAGUUUGUGAAGUCUUGAAGGUUACAGAACAUGAGUGACGCCUCCUCACCGCCACCUUUGAUAAAGCUUCAGCAGAACUGUAAUGGGAGCGAACCGCCAGUUUGCUCUCCAGUUCUGCACGACCCUCCAAAUGAACGUCCCUCAGGGUACGACACAGUGCCUGAUGAACUCUGCAAGCUACCUGGAAGACUACGGAUCAAUCCAUCUUUGUGGAAUAAGGAAGACGUGAAUCUCUGGUUGCGUUGGGCACAGAGGGAAUAUUCCCUGCGACGUGCGGACCACCAAAAAUUCGAGAUGAACGGAAAAGCACUUUGUCUUCUAACCAAAGAAGACUUCCGUCUCCGCUGUCCCAGCUCUGGUGACGUAUUGUAUGAGCUCCUUCAACAUGUUAAGCAGCAGAGGAGAUGUGCAAUCUUCAGUCCGCUGUCCACACAGUCACAACAGAUGCUCGACUCAAACAGGACGACAGGUCCUUAUGUUGCUUCUAACAGAAGUGUUCCUGUUUGUCCAGUAAAUCCAAACUCUUGGGUGUUAACAGCUGGAUGCAGCACAGAUCAGAGCCAGGAGAGGAAAUCUUUAUCUGCUAAUCCUGAGCAUUUACAUGGCAUGCAAAGAGAGCUUUCACAUCAUGCUCCUGAGGAAAAAAAUCAACAGACAUCUCCAGACAAACCCAGAAAACCCGUCAAUGUUUACAGCACAGAUGAGCCUCUCAACCUGUCCAGUAAACCUGCAAGGCCGGCAAACACAGCACAAACCUCUGAGGCCAAUGGAAAGAUCGCAGACUGCAAACUCUUAUGGGACUAUGUGUACCAGCUGCUGUCGGACAGCAGGUAUGAGGCCUUCAUACGCUGGGAGGAUCCGGAUGCCAUGGUCUUCAGAGUAGUGGAUCCCAAUGGACUGGCACGACUCUGGGGCAACCACAAGAACAGGGCCAAUAUGACCUAUGAGAAAAUGUCCAGAGCAUUACGUCAUUACUACAAGCUCAAUAUUAUCAAGAAAGAGACAGGCCAGAGGCUGCUCUUCCGGUUUCUAAAGACCCCUGAGGAAAUCAUGCAAGGCAGGUCAGACCGUGCAGAACCGUCAGAGUCUCCUGAUAGUCCUGCAUCUCCAGACUACAGAGAAGACGCUCUGGAAGUAUCACCUAUAUCGACUCCGACUACCCUGAGCCCUAGCCCAGAACACAACUUCAGCAUAUCACCAAUCCCAUAACAUCUACUCCAACAUUUUGAUCCAGAUCAGCCUUAGUAGUUAAUUAACCUGACUUAUCAGAAUGGAAAACCCAGAGCUGAUCUUCUGUCAGAGUGAACAUCCAAUACAGAUCACUGUGAUAUGCCAUAAAGCGCAGCAGAGAUGGCUGAUAUCCCACAGACCAGGGAUAGGCAACGUCGGUCCUGGAGUGGCACUGUCCUGCAGAGUUUAGCUCCAACCCUAAUCAGACACACCUGAACAAGCCUGCCACCGUUAGCCAAAAACAGCUAACGUGAUCCAAAUUAGCCAUUAUGCUUUCUCCAAUAGUAAGUAAUACUCUCAUCUCCCUAUAGUAAGAAAAUCUAUGUCAGUUAUACUAGGGCUACACGCAGGUGAGUUUUUUUUCAGUGUUGGAGCUAAACUCUGCAGGACAGCACCACUCCAGGACCGACGUUGCCUAUCCCUGCCAUAGAGGUAUCAUAUCACUCAGUAAUAUUGUAGGAGACACUUAGUUUAACAUGAUUUUGACUCAGGGUAGUAUGCAGUUGUUUGCUCUUAGUAUGUGUUAAAAGCUAAACGACACUAAUAUUUCAACACAACAAAUCUGAUUGAUUCUCAUAACUGAUGAUUGGAGUUGAUAUGAAAAUUUCUCUCAGGUUGUAAAACUGUGCAAUGUUAUUUCUACAGAUUUGUGAACUGUACUGCAUUCAAUUAUACUAUAUAACAGCAUUAUAUUGUUGAUUUUUACCAUUAAUCAAGUAUCAUGAAAUCUGUGAAUUCAUUAAUCAGCUAUUAACUGUAUAAAGGGAGUUGACAAAUAAGAUGCUGAGAUGCAUGAACUUUUUUCUCUUUUUUUGGUUAAAAUGUAAGGAUUUUAUAUUUGAUUAAAUGUUAUUUUAUUUUACCAUUUCCUUCAAGGCUUUUUGCAGUUUUCUUACAGUAAAAAUUGUGUAUAAGUACAA
This is a messenger RNA of Labeo rohita (rohu), 2353 nucleotides long. It is a transcript of the gene etv7, whose product is annotated as ETS variant transcription factor 7. Bases 234 to 1412 code for a protein of 392 amino acids. NCBI's taxonomy places the organism in Eukaryota, Metazoa, Chordata, Actinopteri, Cypriniformes, Cyprinidae. Gene Ontology annotation, molecular function: sequence-specific DNA binding; DNA-binding transcription factor activity, RNA polymerase II-specific. The transcript has 9 exons. The record is from RefSeq and is a predicted model, not a curated record. Gene Ontology annotation, biological process: regulation of transcription by RNA polymerase II; cell differentiation. Gene Ontology annotation, cellular component: nucleus.